Gongylonema pulchrum is the source of this 189-nucleotide messenger RNA. NCBI's taxonomy places the organism in Eukaryota, Metazoa, Nematoda, Chromadorea, Rhabditida, Gongylonematidae. The record is from the annotation of a GenBank genome assembly.
AAAACAAAGCGAAUGUUAGUGGAAAAAAUGGGCAAAGAAGCACUCCAACUUGGACAUACUGAUGCUGCGGUGAAUGGCCUUGAGGAGAAUACUCUGGUGGCCUCUUUUUGUGAUUUGUUGGAGCGAAUUUGGGCGCAUGGAUUGCAUAAAAAACAGCCUCAUGAAUUUUUCACGGUUUUCGAAGUGUAG